GGAUAUUUAUAAUCAUAUUAAUAUAAGAUGAAAAUAAACAAUAGAAGAUAAUACUUUAAUGGAGUUUGAGUGCAUGGUCAUAAAAAAGGAAACUUUGAAUCACUUAAUUUUAAAAAAAUUGCGUUUUCCAGGGCUACUUAUGUUAUAAUUCUUAGCUGCGAAAAUAAGCGCCGUUACUAUCAAUAAUUAAUGUUUUAUAAAGGUUAUCAGUUACAAAUAAAUGUAAAAAAGUCUGCAGUUAUUUAUUAUUUUUAAGUAUUAACAAUAAAAGUUCCGUAUCAGUUGUGUAAACGAAAUGAUAUUGUCAAUAUUAUUUGUUUUAAUGUGUGACUUCUAUCUUAUAAAUAGUGCAAGAAUUCUAACAAUAAUUCCAAUAGCUUCGACAUCUCACCAUUUACCAUUUCAACCGCUAUGGAGAGAAUUAGCUUCGAGAGGUCAUCAAGUAACAUCAAUAACAACAGAUCCGCAGAGAAUAACUUCGUUGGAAAAUUUGAAAGAAAUAGAUAUGAGCUACUGCUACGAUAUAUACGAAAAACAUAAGCUAUUAGAAACUAUGAUUGGAGGUAACAACAGUUUUAUUGAAAAAGCAACUGUAAUAAAAAAAUCUCUAACGGAAUGUGACGCGUACCACUUAGAUUCCAAAGAAAUUCAAAAUCUUAUCAAUAAUAAGAGUAUUGAGUUCGAUCUACUCAUGAUCGAAGCUCAAAUGUCGACUAUGUUCGCUUUUACUUGGAGAUUCAAAUGUCCAACUAUAGCUAUAGCUUCUAUGGAUCCUUCAUUGCAAUUUCACGAUUAUUUGGGGAAUUUACUACAUCCUAUAGUUAAUCCAGAUUAUAAUUUAGAAAUUGGAGAUCCAAAUGAUAUGAGUUUUAAAGAGAGAUUAAUAAGUUUUGUGUAUGUGUAUUUGUAUAAAUACUUUCUAUAUGAAAAGUUUUUUACAACAUAUCCAGAUAUAUUGAAAAAAUAUUUCGGUCAAGAUUUACCUCCUCUAAAAGAUCUUCAGAAUAACAUCAGUAUGAUGUUUAUUGGUACACAUCCGUUGUUUCAUAAUGUACGUCCUAUGAAUCCUAAUACUAUUACAAUUGGAGGCGGGAUGCAUAUUAAACCUCCAAAGGAUUUACCAAAAGAUCUCAAACAAUUUCUAGACGAAGGGAAAAACGGCGUUAUUUAUUUCAGUUUGGGAAGUAACGUCAACUCGAAUUUAUUAACCGAAGAAUUCAAGAAAGCCGUUAUCGAAUCGUUCGCUGAAAUUCCGCAUAAAGUCUUACUCAAAAUGGACAGAGAAAUUCAAGGUUUUUCGGAAAACGUUCUAGUCAGGAAAUGGUUACCGCAACAAGAUAUUUUAAGACAUCCUAAUGUGAAGCUGUUUAUAACGCAAGGUGGUCUUCAAUCUCUUCAAGAAUCCGUGAUAAAUGGUAUACCUUUAAUAGGCAUCCCUUUUUUUGGUGACCAAAUAACAAAUGUAAAUAGAAUGGUUAAAAAAGGGUAUGGGAUAAAAUUAGACAGACGUACGAUUACCAAAGAAUUACUGACAGAAGCUAUAAAAGAAGUAAUGAGUAACGCAAGUUACCAAGAAACUGCGAAAGCUAUGGGUGAAAUAUUUAGAGACGAAGAAAUUCCUAGUCUCCAAAGGGCCGUCUACUGGACGGAAUACGUCAUUAGGCACAAAGGAGCGAAACAUCUAAAGAGUCCUAUAGUUGAUAUGCCAGCUUGGAAAUUCUAUAUGUUGGACGUACUAGGAUUUUUAGCUAUUAUUCUAAUCCUUAUUCUUUUUGUAAUAUAUUUAUUACUUAGAACUCUUUUUAGGAGGUUAACACUGAUCAUUAAAAAAUUCUUUUUAAACGUUGAAAAAGAGAGAGAUACAACUGUCAAAAAAGACAAAUAGAGAAAAAUAGUGUAGAAGUCAAGCUAAGACAUUUAUUAGACGAAUAUUGAAUAUUGAAAAAUUUUUUACGAAAUUAGAUAGGCUACUGUGUAUAAUUUAUGUAAUAGUUUUAUAGAUAUAUCAAAAAUUCUUGAGAUAAUAAAAGUAUUAAAAAGUGAAA
This is a messenger RNA of Diorhabda sublineata, 2045 nucleotides long. Its product is annotated as UDP-glucosyltransferase 2-like. The coding region runs from base 296 to 1885 and encodes 529 amino acids. Lineage: Eukaryota; Metazoa; Arthropoda; Insecta; Coleoptera; Chrysomelidae. Gene Ontology annotation, molecular function: UDP-glycosyltransferase activity. The record is from RefSeq and is a predicted model, not a curated record. The transcript has 5 exons.